Molecule: messenger RNA, 5117 nt
Organism: Arachis stenosperma
Lineage: Eukaryota; Viridiplantae; Streptophyta; Magnoliopsida; Fabales; Fabaceae
Exons: 22
Coding region: 537-4760 (1407 amino acids)
Biological process (GO): signal transduction; protein phosphorylation
Cellular component (GO): nucleus
Molecular function (GO): protein kinase activity; zinc ion binding; ATP binding
Source: RefSeq, a predicted model, not a curated record
AUAAAUUUCAUUUCAUGUUCUUCUUCUCUCUCUCUCUCUCUCUCUCCCAAACAGUCAAAAAAGGAAAACACUAAUACCUCCCUCUGCCUCUCGCUCUCUCUCGAAUCCAACAACCCUUUUCAGAUAUCAUCCAAUCCCCUCAAUCCAACACAUUCAAGUCCUUCCCUUUUCAAUUCAUCCCCACGUGAAAUACAAAAAUAGUUUUCUCUUUUUCCCGGAAUUCAAUUUCUUCCCCCAUUCAUGCGAUGCUAAGCCGCAUGGGAUCCUCCUCCUCAUUCGAUCAAUCGCUCAGAAAUUCCCCAACCCACUUCUCCUUUUUCCACAAAGUUUGACUCUUUAUUGAGACUGCUUGAAUUUCCUUCGCCAAGGUUUCGGCUUUAGAAAGAUCGACAGGAAGAUGAGGGUUGCAAAGUCUCAGGUGUGGCAACCGUGUAAAAAGAAGAGAUCUUGAUACCCGCUCUAAUCUAACUCAUAUACACGGAGAAAGAAAGAAAGAAAGUAAAAGAAGUUAUAGUCGGAGCAAGAAGAAAAAGAAGAUGACGUCACGUAGCGGCGGCAGCAGCAGCCGUGCUGGUGGCGGGACGAAGGUGGGGAAAUACGAGAUGGGUCGGACACUUGGAGAGGGAAACUUCGCAAAGGUGAAGUUCGCCAGGAACUUGGAGACAGGGGAGAACGUGGCCAUCAAGAUCCUUGACAAAGAGAAAGUUCUCAAGCACAAGAUGAUAAACCAGAUAAAACGAGAAAUAUCCACAAUGAAACUGGUUAGACACCCCAAUAUCAUACGUUUGCAUGAGGUGAUGGCCAGCAAGACAAAGAUAUACAUUGUGUUGGAACUUGUGACCGGCGGGGAACUGUUUGAUAAAAUUGCAAGCCAAGGGAGGCUGAAAGAAGACGAAGCAAGGAAAUAUUUUCAGCAGCUUAUAUGUGCUGUCGAUUACUGUCACAGUAGAGGUGUUUGCCACAGAGACUUGAAGCCUGAGAAUUUGUUGCUGAGUGCUGAUGGAGCGCUUAAAGUGUCGGAUUUUGGAUUGAGUGCACUGCCGCAACAAGUUCGAGAAGAUGGGCUGCUUCACACAACAUGUGGUACGCCAAAUUAUGUUGCCCCAGAGGUGAUAAAAAAUAAAGGCUAUGAUGGUGCAAAGGCUGAUCUCUGGUCAUGUGGUGUUAUUCUCUUUGUUUUAAUGGCUGGUUAUUUGCCCUUUGAAGACAACAACCUUAUGAAUUUAUAUAAAAAGAUUUUCAAUGCCCAGUACGAUUGUCCUCCAUGGUUUUCUUCAAGUGCCAAAAAACUAAUCAAGAAAAUCCUCGAUCCCAAUCCUUCUACGCGGAUUACAAUUCCUGAGUUAAUUGAGAACGAGUGGUUCAAGAAGGGGUACAAGCCUCCUCGAUUUGAGCAGGAAGAUGUCAGUCUUGAUGAUAUAAAUGCUAUAUUCAGUGAAGCAAUGGAUGCACACAAUCUUGUUGUGGAAAGGCGAGAAGAGGAGUCAGUGGCUCCUGUGACUAUGAAUGCAUUUGAGCUUAUCUCUACAUCCCAGGGACUCAACCUCAGAAAUCUUUUCCAGAAGCAGAUGGGACUUGUUAAAAGGGAGACAAGAUUCACAUCCAAAUGUUCGGCAAAUGAGAUAAUCUCAAAAAUUGAGCAGGCUGCAGGUCCUCUGGGUUUUGAUGUUAAGAAGAACAACACUAAGUUGAAGAUUCAAGGGGAAAAAAGUGGACGAAAAGGUCAUUUAGCAGUAGCAACUGAGAUCUUGGAGGUGGCCCCUCAACUUAACAUGGUUGAGCUUCGAAAAUGUGGAGGAGACACAUUGGAAUUUCAUAAGUUCUAUAAGAAUCUAUCUGUUGGCCUGAAAGACAUCAUUUGGAAAGCAGAACCUAUUGAUGAAGAUUUGGAUGAUACAGGUUCAGGAAAAGGUGCAGCUAGUAAUUCUAAAUAUUCUGCUGGCGCAUCGUCUGCAGCUGUUCCAAUGAAUGUUGGCAGCAUAGAUGGGUCAAGUCAUGGACAAGGCUCUAAAGCUGCUUCUCUCUCAUGUGUUGGCUCUCAACAACCAUGGACUUCCCUGAGCACAAGUGCUGUUGGCUCUGGUUCUUCAAGAGCUUCAUGUAGACCCUGGGAGAGAGGGGAUCUAUUGAGGCGAUUGGCUACAUUUGUCCCUUCAAAUUGGCUUGGAAAGCCUCAGAUCAUCAAUUCAUUGGCUUGUGCUCAGAAAGGUUGGAUGAGUGUUGGUGUAGACAAAGUUUCCUGUGAGUCAUGUGGUGCUUGCCUGAAUUUUACAUCAUCAUCAUCUUGGACAUCAGCUGAAGCUCAAAGUGCCAGCGAAUCCUUUGCCAGGCAACUGGAUUUUGGGCACAAAGUGAAUUGUGCCUGGAGAGGAAACAGCUGUCCAGAAAGCCUAGUACAGUUCCCUCCAACACCCCAAUCUGCAUUAAUUGGUGGCUACAAGGAUAGAUGUGAUGGACUUGUACAGUUUACCUGUCUCCCUGUUGUAGCAAUCUCUGCAAUUGAUUUGAUGUGUGUUACUCGAGGUCCACAGAUUGAGCGAUUUUUGUCCCAGCUUCAGAAUUUUGUGUCAGGAGAAGCAAACUUUAAACAGGAGAUUAUAUCAGAGCUUGAAAACUCUCAUGAGGAGGCACACUGCUUAUUUUCUCGUUCUCAGAAGCUUAUAAGCCUUUGUGGUUGGGAACCCCGGUGGCUUUUAAAUGUCCAGGAUUGUGAAGAGCACUCUGCUCAAUCCGAAAGGAAUGGACAUUCUUUUGGCAAGAAUCAACUUCAUCGUACUCAAGAUCCAGGGCUGAAAGCAGUUUCUGCUUGUGCUAAAAGGGACGCCAGAAAGGGAAAGGCUUCUCUUAAGGAGUCUAGAUUUGACUGUAGGUCCCCGUUGCUUGACUGUAGCUUAUGUGGUGCUACGGUUAGAAUUUUAGAUUUCUUGACUGUUCCUCGUCCUGCUCGUUUUGCACCGAAUGCCAACAGCAUAGAUAUUCCUGAUACCAGCAAAAAGAUAGGAUUGACUCGUGGAGUGAGUGCAGCUAGUGGAAUAAGCGGUUGGGUUGCAGCUGAUGAUGCCGAGAAAGAUCAGGUCGAAGACCGUGAUGAAGUUGCAACAACAAAUGAGGGUAAACUGUUGGCAAACUCUGAUUUGGAUUUGAAUCUUACCAUGGCUGGAGGGUUUUCUUUUACUCCUUUUGGAAGGACAGCAACAUCUGAAAAUACUCAUGAUGAAGAUAUGGGAAGGGAUUUGAUGAUUGGCCAGCCUUCAGGCAGUGAGAUUGGUGACCGCGCAGCUUCAUAUGAAUCACGAGGGCCAAGCUCUCGUAAGAGAAAUCUUGAAAAAGGGGGAAGCUCAGAUGACAGGCCAGUUCCCAGGUUGCAGCAGCAGGCUGAUAGUGUUGAAGGAACUGUGAUUGAUCGUGAUGGUGAUGAAGUCACAGAUGGUGGACAAUAUUCAGCUGGUCCCUCAAAACGUGCCCGUGACUCUGAUAUUUUUGACACACAUUCUUCACCACAUCAAAGAGACUCAUCUGGUGCUGGUCCUAGUCAUUCGAUGGGUUUUGAUGCUUAUGCUUCUGGUACUCGAGUUUCUUCAUUGCAUCAAGGUAAUGACCGCAUAAUCGGAAUCCAAUCAGCUAGAGACUCAACCCGUGCAUCUUCUGUCAUUGCAAUGGAUACAGUAUGUCAUAGUGUAAAUGAUGAUUCUAUGGAAAGUGUUGAAAAUUAUCCUGGAGACCUUGAUGAUGCCCACUUCCCCUCCUCUAGCACCCAUGGCAAUGUGGACAUGAAUGAAACAUCAGAACUGAAUAAUAGCAAUCUAGCUCAACAGAGUACUUGUUUUCAAACAGCAACUGAAGCUGUCCCUGGUGAAGUGGGUGUCAGUAGUACAAACUAUGGGGAAGAACUUUUCAAUGCAGAAACUGUGACUGCUCCAGCACGAGAUGGAAUCAGUUUUGGAAUGAGUGGAGGCAGUGUUGGAAUGUGUGCUAGUCAUGAAGCUGAAAUCCACGGAGCAGAUAUAUCUGUGCACAGAGCUGAUAGUGUUGUUGGCGAAAUGGAGCAUAGAGUAGAAGAUGCUGAAAAUCAGGGACAAACUGAUGAAUCUGUUCCUGAUCCAGGUCUAAUGGAUGAGAUUGUCCCUGAUGAUAUUAACAGGGAAGGUCCUGUUGGAGAUAGCCAGGAGAUGAUGUCUCACUCUGCAGGAAGGGCAGACAGUGGAUCGAAAAUUGGUUGUUCUACAAAGGCAGAAUCUGUUGAAAGUGGUGAAAAGAUUAGUCAAAACCGCAAUCUACCACCUGCUACCAGUAGUCAUCCAUCUCAUUCUUGCAAUGCUAAUAUAUAUUCUGCUUGUGAAAAUACCAAGGAAGAGAUCAUUAAGGAUAGUAAAUCAUCGUUCACCAACAAAAGUGGCCUCGAACCAGAUUUUGCUUUAGCAAAUGGGAUAGGGCCUCCAAAAGGAGAAAGUAAUUAUGAAGGUGGUGUAGAAUUUGAUCCUAUUGCCCAUCACAACCAAUAUUGCCCUUGGGUGAAUGGCAAUGUUGCUGCUGCUGGCUGUGCUAAUUCUGUUCCAAGCACUAGCAGUGAUGCAAUUGCACUCUGCGGUUGGCAGCUGACGUUAGAUGCUUUGGAUGCUUUGCGGUCUCUUGGGCACAAUGCAAUUCCAACUGUACAAUCUGAGUCUGCUGCAUCCCUUUACAAGCAGAAUGAUCAGCAAGCACCUUCUCAAAAGCUCCUUCGCAACCAAUCUAUGAGCAGAAGUCAUGGUCAACUCUGAGAUUGGUGUGCUUUUUGCUUAUUUCCAUUUGCUUGAUGUCAAGGCAUGCUACUCUAGGUAUAUUUCAAAGUCUCUGGGUAGAGAUUUACGAGGGUCUAGCAGACUUUUUUGCUUUUUUGUUCUCUUUUGCUGUUUCUGUGCAAAUAAUCGUAUACAGAUAAAUAGAUAAUCAGUUGUUCAGCAGAACUUAUAGAUCUCGUGCAUUAAUCUGCUUGGUCAAUUAAUUAUGUAGAAGACUAAAGCUUUUAUGGAACAACUUCAGUUUGCUUCGAGAUUCCUAGUUAGAGGCAUUUAAGUGUAAAUACUGUGAUGAUGUAUUUGCUUUUUAUAAUAGUUUUCUGUUAUUUGUUCCUUUUA